AAGGCUGCCAGUCGGCGCUCCGGGUACACGCGCUUCAACUUCGGUUGGUGUGUGUCGAAGAAACCUGACUGCGACCUGGGAAGCACCGCGGAGAACAUCGGAACAUCGGAACAUCGGAGAGGGUCCACCGAGCCUCGCGAAAGGUCCGCUGAGCGGGCUUCGCAACCGGAGCCACUCCGGGCUGCGGAGCACCCAGCGGAUCCCACGCCUGGCACAGGUGUGGGACCCCGUCCUUCCCGUCUUCGCAGAGGAGUCCUCGCGUGGUGAGUAUGCGAAACAAAAAGCUUUUGAAAACAAGAAGAAGAAAGGGUGGACGAGGAGGCCAGGAUCCAGGCCUCCAUCCCCACAGAAGUGAAGCGACAGCUGGGAGGUCUCCUCCCACCCCAACCUUCACCCUGGGGCCCGCCGACUGCCCACCACCACCUCCUCCUCCCCCCCCCAACGACCCCUCCUCCUCCUCCUCCAACAACUGCCAAAGGGAUCAGGGCAACCCCAACCAGGAGCGCCGGCGGCGGGAGAACCUCUCCCAAGAGAUCAACGACCUCAGAGAGAAGGUCAUGAGGCAGUCCGAGGAGAACAACAAGCUGCAGGACCAGGUGCAGAGGCUCACCGAGGAGAACUCGAACCUUCGCGAGCAAGUGGAGCCCGCCCCCCAGGAAGAGGAAGAAGAGGAGGAGGAAGAGGAUGAGCUGGAGCUCCGUGGCGCCGCAGCGGCUGCUGCCCCCCCCCCCCCCGCCGAGGAAGAGGGCUCCGAAGACCUCCCCGAGAAGUUCGACGGCAACCCAGACAUGCUGGUGCCUUUCAUGUCCCAGUGCCAGAUCUUCAUGGAGAAGAGCACCCGAGAUUUCUCCAUCGAUCGCGUCCGCGUCUGCUUCGUGACCAGCAUGAUGACCGGCCGCGCCGCCCGCUGGGCCUCCGCGAAGCUGGAGCGAGCCCACUACCUGAUGCACAACUACCCAGCCUUCAUGACCGAGAUGAAGCACGUCUUCGAAGACCCCCAGCGGCGAGAGGCCGCCAAGCGCAAGAUCAGACGCCUGCGCCAGGGCAUGGGGUCCGUGGUCGACUACUCCAACGCGUUCCAGAUGAUCGCCCAGGACCUGGACUGGAACGAGCCCGCGCUCAUCGACCAGUACCACGAGGGCCUCAGCGACCACAUCCAGGCCGAGCUGGAAGAGAAAGAAAGACGCCGCAAGCUGAACCUGUGCCUCUACUGUGGGAAUGGAGGCCACUACGCUGACAACUGUCCUGCCAAGGCCUCCAAGGCUUCGCGCGGGAAACUCCCCGGCCCCGCUGUAGAGGGACCUUCAGCGACCGGGCCGGAAAUCAUAAGGUCCCCACCAGAUGAUGCUUCAUCUCACCUGCAAGUGAUGCUCCAGAUUCACAUCCCGGGCAGACACACCCUGAUCGUCCGAGCCAUGAUCGACUCUGGCGCCUCUGGCAACUUCAUCGAUCACGAGUACGUCGCGCGACACGCCAUUCCUCUGAGGAUCAAGGACUGGCCAAUCCUUGUGGAAGCGAUCGAUGGCCGCCCCAUAGCAUCGGGCCCCGUUGUCCACGAGACACACGAGCUGAUCGUCGACCUGGGGAAUCACCGGGAAGUGCUGUCCCUGGAUGUGACUCAGUCUCCGUUCUUCCCCAUCGUCCUGGGGGUGCGCUGGCUGAGCACACACGACCCCAACAUCACCUGGAGCACCCGAUCGAUCAUCUUCGACUCCGAAUACUGCCGAUACCACUGCCGGGUGUACACCCCCAUCCCAGCCUUCCUCCCACCAGCACAGCCGCCCUUCUUCUACUCGAUCGAGGGAUUCAGAGUUUACCAGCCUGUGAGGUACUACUACGUGCAGAACGUGUACACUCCAGUGGAUGAGAACGUCUACCCGGAUCACCGCCUGGUGGACCCCAACAUCGAGAUGAUCCCUGGAGCUCACAGCAUUCCCAGCGGGCACGUGUACUCGCUCUCCGAGUCCGAGAUGGCCGCUCUGCGGGAGUUCAUCGCCAGGCACGUGAAGGAUGGCCUGAUCACUCCGACCAUCGCCCCCAACGGAGCGCAAGUCCUCCAGGUGAAAAGGGGAUGGAAGCUGCAGGUCUCCUACGACUGCCGUGCUCCCAACAGUUUCACUAUCCAGAAUCAGUACCCUCAGCUCUCUGUUCCAAAUUUGGAUGACCAGGCGCACCUGGCCACCUACGCUGAGUACGUUCCUCAGAUUCCUGGAUACCCCACGUACCCGGCCUACGGCACCUACCCGACCUACCCAGUCGGAUUCGCCUGGUACCCAGUAGGAAGAGAUGGACAUGGGCGCCCGCUCUAUGUCCCCGUGAUGAUCACUUGGAAUCCUCACUGGUACCGCCAGCCUCCGGUACCCCAGUAUCCGCCGCCGCCGCCGCCGCCGCCCUCCUACAGCAGCCUGUGAAUCUGUCAGAUCCUCCAGGAUCUCUGCCCUCAACGUGUGUUCCUGGGCAGCUUCUCAGUCAGUGACUGUGUGCUCACCUGGGCCCCUGUAUCUUCAGGCCAACCUGUCACCUCUGAAGAGCCACGGAAGGUCAGGGCCACCCUGGACUGGCGCACAGCCUGAAACCACCCAAAGAUCUCUGGGAGCCACAGAAUAUUGACCAACAAAUUACCUUCUUUAACUGCCAAUUCUAAGUAAAAUUCGUAAGCUGACCUCCCAGUACAUCUCGGAAAUAUUUACGGAGAAGCUGAUGCCAACACACGAAAUGCUGUUUUCUCUACAGAGGGGGAGACAAAGAGGAGGAGGAUAUAACUUUUCUUGCAGUUUCGGUUCUCUCUUUAUAUGAUGGGAGGACCGCCGCCUUAUGAAGGAAGCCACAGUGAACUGGUGCAGUAUGAAACGGCUUCCGUGAUCUUUCUGCUGCACCCUGAGACACUUCACCAUCUUCAAACUUCUCUUUUGUGAUUCUGUGAUUCUGUUAAUUCUCAAGGAGCAGCAACUUGACCAGUUAAUUCUCCCGGGAGCAGGCCAGAUCCCUGCCACAGGAGCACCUCGGGCUGGAGAAGGAAGUGCCCUUUCAGAUGGACUCUUGCCUGUUGAGUGUGCCUUCACAUGGGUACCCACACUCAUGCCUGGGGGGAAUGUCUUUGAGGAGGAGAAAUUGGGGCACAGGAGACUGUCUUGGGGAUAUGGACUUCUGUAGUGAGCUUCAAAUCCGGUUGCCAAUGAAUAAAAGGCCUCAGAAAACAAGUCAAAUGACUCAAAGCAACAGACAACCCAAACGUUGUCUUCAGUCCAGUGACAUCAUCUGGGGUCUCCCGGGGACUGCCUGAUUUCCUUUAGCCUGGUCCCUUGCUGCUACUACCUUGAACUGUUUGUCUAACCUCUCUUUCUGUUUAAUUCCUUACUACUGCCAUUAGCCCUGCUGCAGGAUUUGUGUCAUCCCUCCUGCCUGGUUGCUGAGGCUCCAUUUUGCUGCCACGCGUGGAGAAGAAAGAAGCAGGAGUAAAGGAGUGUGUUUCUACACAGUCUCCAAUUGCCAAAACACCCCUUAAGCAGUAGAAAACAAUGUGAUAUGUAUAUAUUUCUAAUUGCCUAUCAGGAAGAGGAGUUUAAUGGUGAAGUUUCAUUGUUUCAUCAACAUCAUCUUUCACUAUUCAUUAUCAUUCACCCUUAUUCUUGCAUGUUUAAAUACUUAAAUAUUUUAGCUGUAGAUUAGUGGUAUCCUUUUUAACAACUUUAGAGUGGGACUGCUCAUAUUAUUUCCAUUGAAUUACAAAGUACUAUUCAAUUCUUACUAUGUUAGAGUUAAGCUAAUUAAAAUCGAGUAAGUAAUGUAAUGUAAAAUACUGUGAACUUCUCUUAACAAACACUGUGAAUUAGAGGCUCCUCGGAACUGGAGUUUUGUAUAAUAGUUCAUCUUGUUCAUCUUCAACCUUUUAUUUUAACAUCAUAUGUAAUUUUAGUUUUAACAAUUAGGCCUCUAAAACACACACACACACACACACACACACACACACAAAUAUGCAAAUCCAAAGAAGAUACCUAAUUGGCUAUUUACUCCAAAACAACUUUCUUUUUCUUUUUCAAUGGAAUCAGACAACUUGUCAGUCACUCAUGUGUUUUUAAAGUACGUCAUUAUUUUUUAAAUGGUGCAUUUGUGCUUCUGGACUAUUUUGAAGCGUCACUCCGUUUACCUCAGAUAUCAAUCCAUCCUCCAUAUCUUUGAAUUCAAGUUGUGUUGUGUCAAAUUUAUAGUUGUCAAUUGAUCUUCAAGCUGCAGGGGGCCUAGAAAUGGCUCAUUGUCUGCAGCCCAACAUGUGCACACGGACAUUUGCCAUCACUGCAAGCAAAAGCCUGGAGACGUUGGCCUGUGACAACAACAGUCAGGAAGAGCACGGAUGAAGUCCCUGACACACAUAUGGCUGUUUAGUAAAGCUUGUGAAAAACUUUUGGCAGUGUGCGCUAUGUUGUAUUGCUAUAUAUGCUGUCUAUAAAUGUAGGUGUUAAAGAUAAGUGAUCUCAAAUUUAUUGUUAGCAUCAGAAUUGUAAUAAGUUUCCUUUCAAUCAAUGGAUUUAAUUUGUUGCUGUUGAUCAAACUUAUGUUAAUUGGAUAUUUUAAAUUUUCGGGGCAUUUUCCAACAGAUGCCUUUAUUCUUAAAGAAAAGAGCAAAGUAAUUAAAUUUCUAAAGAAAUUAGGGAGCAAAAUAAAAACAAAGUAGAUAAAUAAAGCAAUAUCAAUUAUUAAACCAAGCCAAUAGUCGACCCUUUGAAACAAAUUGGCAAAAUUGAAUGACUUUUGGCCCAAAUUCAGAGAGUUAAUUGAAAAAUCAAGGAAGAAGAAGGUAUGAGCUCCCAUUUUUAAGCAAACUUGGAAAACUAGCUAAGGUCAUCUUGCUAGAAUAUUGAAGAAGUUUACAUACGUUUCUGAAGGGUCAAUUCAGUUUGAGCAAUGAGGUAUUUGUAAUAGAUGCUGGAAAAUGAAGAAUUAGUUUGAUUAAAUCAUGUGAGGUAGCACGGUGAACUAACAGGUUCACAAAAAGGGCAGUCUGAAUUUCUGUUUAAGUUUGCAGGUACCUCUUAGACUCCUGAAUUGAUCCAGUUGUCAUCUGCCACAGACAUCUAACAUCAGAUUGAAUUUCAAGAUUGGCAACAGAGAACACUGCUGGGAAAGACCUGAGCGGAAAUGAAAGACCACCUGCAUAGAUGAAAAGCCAGUGGGAACCAAGCUACAUUUUCAUCUGGAAGAGCAAAUCUUGUGGGAAAGUUCUCUGUUGUUUCAGAUUGUAGAAUGCUAUCGAAUUGGUCUGUGGAAAAUUGCAUUGUUACUAUUUCUUUGUGUAAUCACUUUAAUGAAUAGGGGAUAUAUAUAAUCAUAAGUAAUUUUAGGGUGGGAGGGAUUAAUAGUAAUCUUAAGUGGGUGGGAUUAGUUAAACAGCAUGAUUAUAUAUUAGAUAUCUCUAUAAGUAGACAUAUGUACUUGUGAUCCUUUAUCCUGUGAUUGCUACCUUUAAUAAUUUCAAAUAAACUCGGAGGGAACUGCAGGGAGAUUAGCCUAUUUAGGGUGACUGGAACAUGGAAAAAAACCCUAGUGGGAUAAAGUUCAAAGGUGAUUAAAUAGAUCAUUUAAUAGAGGCUCUUUGCCUUGGGUAUUAACUCCAGGGAUUAAGAUUGUGAGCAAAGUCUUUAGUGAGUGACAGGGUGGAUAGAUACCCUUUGAGAAAUGGUUGCUGAAAUGACAUUGAUAUGAUGUAUGGUGAAUAGUCAUGAAAGUUAUACAAAAAUGGUGCAUAAGAAAUGGAAGUGAUGAGUAAGAAAAGUUGCUCCCAUCAGUCGCCCUCCUUUUUACCUCUUCUCCCUACCCCUGUCCCACAUCCCUAUCCUCCCCCAUUAUUAUUGCUGUAUUCUCUUUACUCUAUUUCUCUCAAAUUACUAAUAUUGAUGUUAUAAUAAAUUCAAUUAAUAAAGAUUUAGUGGUUAAGUGCAAA
This is a messenger RNA of Myotis davidii, 5938 nucleotides long. It is a transcript of the gene PEG10, whose product is annotated as paternally expressed 10. Gene Ontology annotation, molecular function: zinc ion binding; nucleic acid binding. Gene Ontology annotation, cellular component: cytosol. Lineage: Eukaryota; Metazoa; Chordata; Mammalia; Chiroptera; Vespertilionidae. The record is from RefSeq and is a predicted model, not a curated record.